AGUUGGCAUCUACAUUCCCAUCGAUCAUACGAGUGCCGGACACGAUGUCGAACAAGAUUGCAAUCCUCCUGGCUGUGCUGGUUGCGGUAGUUGCUUGCGCGGAGGCGCAGGCCAACCAGCGCCAUCGGCUUGUAAGACCGAGCCCGAGUUUCUCCCCGCGACCCCGGUACGCCGUUGGCCAACGCAUCGUCGGUGGGUUCGAGAUCGACGUGUCGGAUGCACCGUAUCAGGUGUCGCUCCAGUACAACAAGCGCCACAACUGCGGUGGUUCCGUCCUGUCCAGCAAGUGGGUGCUUACGGCUGCUCACUGCACCGCCGGUGCCUCGACCUCCAGCUUGACCGUGCGCCUGGGAACAUCGCGUCACGCUUCCGGCGGAACCGUGGUGCGCGUUGCUCGCGUCGUGCAGCAUCCCAACUACGAUAGCAGCAGCAUCGAUUUCGACUACUCCCUGCUGGAGCUGGAAGACGAACUUACCUUCAGCGAUGCGGUCCAGCCGGUUGGUCUGCCGAAACAGGACGAAACGGUGAAGGAUGGAACCAUGACGACUGUGUCUGGCUGGGGCAACACCCAGAGUGCCGCCGAAUCGAAUGCCGUUCUGCGGGCUGCCAACGUGCCGACCGUUAACCAGAAGGAGUGCAACAAAGCUUACAGUGACUUCGGAGGUGUCACCGAUCGUAUGCUGUGUGCCGGAUACCAGCAGGGCGGAAAGGACGCUUGCCAGGGAGAUUCCGGCGGUCCGCUGGUUGCUGAUGGCAAACUGGUCGGUGUGGUUUCGUGGGGCUACGGUUGCGCUCAGGCCGGUUAUCCGGGAGUGUACUCGCGCGUUGCAGUCGUCCGCGACUGGGUGCGCGAGAACAGUGGAGUUUAAAACGGUUCUCGGCUACAAAACGGUACUGGAUUUUGGAAUCAAACGAAAGCAAUCGCUACAACAGAACAAAUAAAAGAACAUUAAUUAAAACGCA
Molecule: messenger RNA, 963 nt
Organism: Anopheles merus
Lineage: Eukaryota; Metazoa; Arthropoda; Insecta; Diptera; Culicidae
Product: trypsin-1
Exons: 1
Coding region: 45-869 (274 amino acids)
Biological process (GO): proteolysis
Molecular function (GO): serine-type endopeptidase activity
Source: RefSeq, a predicted model, not a curated record